Messenger RNA from Gadus macrocephalus (Pacific cod), 1244 nucleotides. RefSeq names its product F-box and leucine-rich repeat protein 22 (gene fbxl22). The coding region runs from base 668 to 1009 and encodes 113 amino acids. NCBI's taxonomy places the organism in Eukaryota, Metazoa, Chordata, Actinopteri, Gadiformes, Gadidae. The transcript has a single exon. The record is from RefSeq and is a predicted model, not a curated record. Gene Ontology annotation, molecular function: protein binding.
CUUCCCAAUACAGAAUAAUUGUAGAAAAGAGGGAAGUCAUUAAUCCUCCUGGUGAGGCCUGGUAGACAAAUGGUAACUUGGAUUCUGUACUUUAGUGUUAGAAGGUUAGUUGUGCUGGACUCAAGUCGGUGUACCUAUUUUUUUGUCGCACUUUUUUACUGAAUUAAUAACCCUUCUGCAAUACAUUGUUUUAACAUACAAAAACCCAGCAACAGCAUUAUCUAACCACCAAAUAACCACACAACAGUUAAACCAGAAACCCACUUUCAGUCACAUACUCAUCUACAUCUAUUGGGAAUAUAUAAAGAAGUACAAAGACCAGCAUCACUUAAGUUGUAUAUGCACACAUGUAAGUAGGCCAGACCAAGCCUAAACAUCUGUCAGUCUGCUGGCCUCCUUGCUGCCCUGUGAGAGGCCGAUGACAGCUGGACAGGGAGCGUCUGGCUCCCUUCUUGUGACCGUACCGGCAGUUGCCUUCCUAAAAUAGCCCCCCUCUCCAGCACCUUAUAUGUGCAAGGCUCCAGUGUGUGGCUGGGGAGGUAUUGUGUAUCCAGGCCACAGAAUAUUCUGACCGAAGGCACAUUGUAGCUCCGUAACACGGGGACCCCGCCACAAGCCUGGAGGCCCUCUCCUUCUCCGGGCCCUGCUCCCGAUCACCACCGCGGCCAUGCAUCUCACCCAGCUGAACCGCGAGUGUCUGCUGCACCUCUUCUCCUUCCUGGACAACGACAGCAGGCGGAGCCUCUCCCUGACCUGCGAGCCGCUGCGCCAGGUCUUCCUGGACCCCCGUCUGUGGACACUGCUGAGCUUCUGCUCCCCCAGCCAGCUGAGGUGGGACAAUUUCCUGCUGGGCUCCUCUCUGCGCUCGCUGUCGGUCUGCUGGCACUCCAGCCGGGUGCUGCGCGUGUGUAACAUCGAGGACUGGAUGAAGACGCCCUUCCAGAGAGACAUCUGCGCUAAACACCAGGAUCUGGUCAGCGACUUCCUGGCCCGCGUCUGCCUCACGUGAGUGGUUCUCUGUGUGUCUGAUCGCUCUCACCUGUGUAGUUGUUGGAUCUCUUGACCGGCGCCAGUGUGGUGGAUUGAGUGUGUGACCUUAUCGGCAGCAGGGGAAUCCCAGGCCGGCUUGUGGUUCACGAGACACAAUCACAUGGCAUCAGCCACAAUGACAAACCUGAAGCCUCACGCGGAGAGAGAGAGGGGCUUUAUUUAAACAUGCAGCCACAUCACAGCCCUGCCCUGGA